GUACCAGAGAUUGCGUAUGACGUCACUCGUCAACUCAUAACGGUUGGUCCGAUAGGGGAGGAGUCGGACGGUCGGUGGACUUCGUUCGUCCUUUCAGACAUCUUCCAGCUAGACCACUGCUGUCAGGCUAAAGAUGGCGGACCUGCAGGCUCAGUUUGAUACAGCAGCAGCUGAGGUGAAGCAGCUGAAGGCCAAACCUUCAGAUGAUGAGAUGCUGCAGAUCUACUCCCUGUUUAAGCAGGCUACAGUGGGAGAUGUAAACACAGUGAGUCGUGGUGGAUGGCUGCUUAUUCUGAGCCAGGAUCCUCUGGAGGUUUCGUCCUGUUUAAAGGGAGUAUUCCUCUCCACUCUCGCUGGAUGCUUGCUUAGUAUGAGGAUUGCAUGUAGACGGGUUGGGCAAAUUCCUACGCACCCUCCAGGAUCCCCCUAAAGGUCUAGAGCUGGUCCGGUGUUCCACGGCCAGGACGAAAACCACAUUGCUCCUCCUGAAUCUGUGGUUCAACAAUCCGACAGACCCUCCUCUCCAGAACCCCUGAAUAGACCUUACUAGGAAGGCUCAGGAGUGUGAUCCCCCUGUAGUUGGAGCACACCCUGCGGUCCCCCUUUUUUAAAUAAGCGGACCACCGCCCCGGUCUGCCAGUCCAGUGGGACUGCCCCUGAUGUCCACGCGAUAUUGCAGAGCCGCGUCAGCCAACACAGCCCCACAACAUCCAGAGCCUAAAUGAACUCCGGGCGGAUCUCAUCCACCCCUGGAGCCUUGCCACAGAGGAGCUUUUUAACCACCUCAGUGACCUCAGCACCAGAGAUUUGAGAGGCCAACACAAAAAGUCCCGAGACUCUGCUUCCACACUGGAAAAGUGUCGGUGUGAUUGAGGGGGUCUUCGAAGUAUUCUGCCCACCAAUCCACAACAUCCUGAGUAGAGGUCAGCAACACACCGUCCCCACUAUACAUAGUGUUGGUAGUGCACUGCUAAAAAGACCUGAUAGGACUCUUUCUUCAGCUUGACAGCAUCCCUAACCGCCAGUGUCCACCAGCGGAUUCGGGGAUUGCCACCACGACAGGCACCGACAAUCUUGCGACCACAGCUCUGGUCGGCCGCCUCAACAAUGGAGGCACGGAACAUUUGCCUCCCCCGGAACAUUUUGGAAGUUCUGUCGGAGGUGGGAAUUUAAGCUACUUCUGACAGGAGACUCUGCCAGACGUUCUCAGCAGACCCUCGCGAUACGUUUGGGCCUGCCUGGUCUGACCGGCAGCCUCUCACACCAUCUGAGCCAACUCACCACCAGGUAGUGGUCAGUUGACAGCUCCGCCCCUCUCUUCACCCGAGUGUCCAAGACAUGCGGCCGCAGGUCAGAUGAAACAACAAAAAAGUUGAUCAUCGAGCUGCGGCCUAAGGUAUCCUGGUGCCAAGAGCACAUAUGGACACCUUUAUGUCUGAACAUGGUGUUCAUUAUGGACAAUCCAUGACUGGCGCAGAAGUCCAAUAACGAAACAUCACUCAAAUUCAGAUCAGGGGGGCCGUUCCUCCAUCCACACCUCUCCAGGUCUCACUGUCAUUGCCCACGUGAGCGUUAAAGUCCCCCAGCAGAACGAGGGAGUCACCGGAAGGAGCGCUCUCCAGCACCCCCUCCAAGGUCUCCAAAAAGGGUGGGUAGUCUGAACUGUAGUUUGGUGCAUAAGCACAGACCACAGUCAGAACCCUUCCCCCCACACGUAGGCGGAGGGAGGCCACCCUCUCAUUCACUGGGGUAAACCCCAACGUACAGGCACCAAGAUGGGGGGCAACUAUAUGCCCACCCCUGCUCGGUGCCUCUCAGUGGGAGCAACUCCAGAGUGGUAGAAAAUCCAACCCCUCUCAAGGAAACUGGUUCCAGAGCCAGAGCCAUGCGUUGAGGUGAGUCCGACUAUAUUUAGUCGGAACCUCUCAACCUCACACACCAACUCAGGCUCCUUCCCCACCAGAGAGGUGACAUUCCAUGUACCAAGAGCCAGCUUCUGUAGCCAAGGAUCAGACCGCCAAGGUCCCCGCCCUCGACUACCACCCGUCACACACUGCGCCCGACCCCUUUGGCCCCUCCCACGAGUGGUGAGCCCAUGGAAAGGGGGAUCCACGUUACCUCUUCGGGCUGCGAUAUCGCAAUAUUAAGCACUGCUAUCGAAUAUCGCAGGUUUUCCUAAUAUCGUGCAGCCCUAGUUGUAAACAACAAAGCGCGCAUGUGUCGCCGGCAACUUCAGCAGAUGAUACGGUGGCUGGUAAGGGUCAUCGCGCCCACACCGCAGCCACGGUAACCCACCGAGAUAAUAUAGUUUUUUUUUUAAAACAAGACGGUUAUUAUUAUUGUCAACUUUUUUACCGGGGUUUACCGCUACACCGGUUACCGUGACAACCCUAGUUCCAGCAGCACCUCCCGCUCCCGUUCUCAUGCUCUUCUAUGUUUCUGAUUCCUAAAACAGGAUGUCCAGACAGACUCCUGAAUUCUGUCAGCGCUUCUCCUCAGGAACAUCCACACUCGACGCUCACCUCCGCUGACUCUGGCGUAGGAGACGGAUUUAAUGCUCCAUGACCGCUCAGACUGCGGUCGCUUUCAAAAACAUCAGAUAUGUGUCGGAAUCAGUACCACAUAUGAACGUGACCUGGAUCAGAUUUGAAAAAAUUGGAUCUGUGCAUUCAGACUGUCAUAAAAAUAUCUGAUAUUGGUCACAUGUGGGGGGGUAUCAGAUUUGAUGAACUUUUGCCUGCAAUGUGAAUGUAGCCAAAUACAGUUUUACUAACCUGAUCUGGAGUGCUUCCUCAAUCCACUUCAGGAAGGCCCUUGUUCUAAAUUUGACUUGGUUAAUUUAAGGCUAAAAGAGCUACAAUGCACUCUUGGAUUUCAUCAUCCAGUAGAUGCCAAAUUCUGUUUCAGAUGAUGGUAAAUCCCCGCUUUUCUAAAUCAUUCUUCCUGUCAGGAAUUGUUGAUAACUCAUCACUAUUCAUCAAAACUUUAAAAGUUUCUUCAUUUCGAAAUCCAUUUUAUUAUUUUAUUUAAUUCCUCUCUUCAAAUAUUAAAUGGUUUUUGAAGCAGAUUUGAAUUGAAUUACCAGAUGAUUUAUUGACAAACCUCGGAAGACUGAUUUUAUCACUCCAGAACAUGUUUGUAAAACUUUCCCUUUAAAACUGAUUAAUCCAAGUCAUCUUUGAGUUUGAAUACAGGUCAAUGUGAAGGAGGACUUCAUACCUUCAGAUUAUAUUAGAUUUGAGUCAUUUCAAUAUAAACUACAGUAUCUCCUAUGAGAAGUUCUCCUUGGUUCUCAAACUUGACUUUGAUAAUAAACUCAAUAAUCUCUAAAACAGAUGGAAUUUCUUCUUGGUUUCUGAAACCAGUGUGUUGUCUCCUUCCAGCUCGUCCAGGGAUGCUGGAUUUCACUGGGAAAGCUAAAUGGGAUGCCUGGGAGAAGCAGAAAG
Messenger RNA from Nothobranchius furzeri (turquoise killifish), 3446 nucleotides. Its product is annotated as diazepam binding inhibitor (GABA receptor modulator, acyl-CoA binding protein). NCBI's taxonomy places the organism in Eukaryota, Metazoa, Chordata, Actinopteri, Cyprinodontiformes, Nothobranchiidae. Gene Ontology annotation, molecular function: fatty-acyl-CoA binding. Gene Ontology annotation, biological process: fatty acid metabolic process. The record is from RefSeq and is a predicted model, not a curated record.